AGCUACUCCAGGAACAGAGGUGUCAUGCAGCCCCGGGUGCUCCUCGCUGUGACCCUCCUGGCACUCCUGGUCUCUGCCCGAGCUGAGGAGAUCCAGGAGUCCUCCCUCUUGGGGGUCAUGAAAGAUUACAUGCAGCAGGCCUCCAAGACUGCCAACGAGAUGCUGACCAAGGUGCAGGAGUCUCAGGUGGCCGAGAAUGCCAGGGAGUGGAUGACUGAAAGCUUAGAUUCCAUGAAAGGCUACUGGACCUCCUUGAUUGGCAGGCUGUCGGGGUUCUUGGACUCCACCCCGAGCUCCUAGGACAGCUGCGAGUUCAAGGUUCCAAGUGCCUGUCCACCCAUCCCGCCAGCUCUCGGGGUCCUGUGAUCCCCAGGGCCUCCCCCCGAAUUUGCUUGAAAGGGACAAUGCUCUCAGUGCCUCCCAGCCCUCCCCAGACCUGGCCACCUGCAAUCUCGCUGCCUCCCAAUAAAGCUGGAUGAGAAGC
Messenger RNA from Cavia porcellus (domestic guinea pig), 484 nucleotides. It is a transcript of the gene Apoc3, whose product is annotated as apolipoprotein C3. Gene Ontology annotation, biological process: negative regulation of low-density lipoprotein particle clearance; lipid transport; negative regulation of very-low-density lipoprotein particle clearance. Gene Ontology annotation, molecular function: phospholipid binding; lipase inhibitor activity; high-density lipoprotein particle receptor binding. NCBI's taxonomy places the organism in Eukaryota, Metazoa, Chordata, Mammalia, Rodentia, Caviidae. The record is from RefSeq and is marked validated. Gene Ontology annotation, cellular component: extracellular region; very-low-density lipoprotein particle; intermediate-density lipoprotein particle.